Molecule: messenger RNA, 1818 nt
Organism: Aspergillus niger
Lineage: Eukaryota; Fungi; Ascomycota; Eurotiomycetes; Eurotiales; Aspergillaceae
Exons: 7
Coding region: 1-1818 (605 amino acids)
Source: RefSeq, a predicted model, not a curated record
AUGAUCUCCAUUCUCUCGCUACUCUCCCUCCCUCUCUUCCACAACCUCGCCCAUGCAGGCACCAUCUACCACAGCAACUUCACCUCUUCCCUAUCCCCCUUCUCCGCUUGCAAUGUAGAAUCUCCAUCCUACUCCACCGCCACCGACGGCAACCUGACCGUCUACUUCGACGAGUCCUACUACGACGGCACCCGCGAUCGCAAAGGCGCCGAGAUCUGCGUCUUUGAGGACGGCACCAGCACCAACGUGCGCCAAAUGACCAAGGAAGGCUGGCAGGGCUUUUCUAUCUAUGUGCCGUCGGACACGUACCCGACGGACAAGAGCGCCAUCAUUGCGCAGCAGUUCUGCCCCGGCGGGUGCUCCUCGUGGUGUGGCACCGUCGAGAUCGUGAAUAAUACUCUGCAGACUACGCACCGCGCGGCUUGUUCUACUGGUACGACGGCGACUCUUGUGGAUGAUAUUGACAGAGAUGCUUGGCAUAGUGUCGUGGUGCAUAUGCGCGUGUCGGAGGAAAGUGAUGGGGCUUAUGAGGUUUGGUGGGAUGGGGAGCAGGUGUAUAGUGUGGAGGAUAUUGAUGUGGGAUUUGGGACUUGGGAUGAUAAUGAUACGUUGACCACCGGGUGGUAUUUUAAGAAUGGGGAGUAUUGUUUUGGACGCUCUACUUUGAUAACAUCACUUGCAUUGACCAAGCAAAAUGCUCCAUCAGAAUCCAAGAUCACAACAAGUGAGACAAAUGUAAAUGUCCCGCACUACGGCCUUGGCGAAGCAGAAUUAGCCAAAAACAUGUCAUCUAUAAGCGCUGCUCUCGUACGCCGAGGCACCGAAGUCAUAUCGGCUCGGCUUCAGACCAGCCAACAGCCUCUCAUUAAAGAAUGGAUAGGCAUCUUUCUCGUCUUCUUCACUGUUUUUGCUUUCGGCCUUGCAAUAAAUUGGGUCGCCUACACCUGCGCGGAAGUCAUCGCAACCCUAGCCGCAAUCGAAGACCCCAACUCCAACUCAACUCCCUACAUCCACCUCGACAACGAAACUACCAACCCCGAUGACCCCGAACUCAGCACCAUCACAACCUCCAAGCCAAUAACCAGCGACUUCCGCACAGCAAUCAACCACCUCCGAACGCUCGGCGGCGGCGGUUUCUUCUCAACCUUCCGCGGAUUCCGAAUGUAUCUCGCCUUCAUCUGGCUAGACGCAGGCUUAGCCCUUUUAAUCCCAAUGUUCAUCCCCGUUCCCAUCCACAUGGGCCUCGUCUCUUUCAUGACCGACUUUAUCGGCAGAAUGUUCCUCGCUACGGGCAAACGGCAUGGGUUCAUCUAUCGACGAAUGCUGGGCUAUCAGCAUUGGAGAAGAAUCGCUCCUGUUGCUGUUCUGCAUAAUGUUGUCAUGUCUGUGACUUACUCGGUGAAUCUGGCUGCCUCUAGGUUUGUUGGGAGGGUUAUUUGGGUCAUUCUUGGUGGUGAGCAUGGGAAGGGGUCGAGUGGUGGAAAUGCAGAGGGAGGGAUUGGCGUUGUUCUCCUGAUAAUGUUCUUUUUAUUGCUUACUGUGCCUGUUAAGGCGAUAUUCACUCGUGUGGCUGCUUCGAUGUUGCCUGAGGGACUUGAUCCGAUUUUGCCGUUUGAUCGGCGGUUUGGUGGUAAGGUGAUACCGGAGGGUGGGAGCGAGACUCUGAGUAUCAUGGAGGCGUGGACAACGUUUGAAUGGUCUGCUCGAGUUCGAUAUUUUAAGGUUUUUCUCAAGGCGCUUGCUCUUGAGGUCGCACUUGGUGUUCUUGGAGGUCUCUUGGUUAUUGGGGAGUUGAAGUGGUUGCUUUAUUCUCACUGA